AUGAAGCUUCUCACUCUCUUAAUCACCGGUCUUUCGGCUACCGCGACCGCUCUCGUCGCAACUCCUGACAAUCGUGACAGCACCAACGUCAAGACGAACGAAUUGGACAAACGCGGUUGCUACAUCUCCUGCCCGAUGAAUCGCUGGUGGUGUACUCAGUAUCCAUACAAAUAUAGCUGCGGGAAUAGCGGCCAAUUCAAAUGGGAAACUCGACAUACCGACUGUGAGUCGCCUACAAUUGGUUGCUGGUGCAGCUGCGACUGGACGGUUCCCGGUGUCGGGGCAGUUGCUGACCAAGAGGUUGCCUAA
Molecule: messenger RNA, 309 nt
Organism: Colletotrichum truncatum
Lineage: Eukaryota; Fungi; Ascomycota; Sordariomycetes; Glomerellales; Glomerellaceae
Source: RefSeq, a predicted model, not a curated record